AGUAACUUCCGGGUUCAGAGGCCACGAGCCCAAAUGAGCAUGUUCCGUCUCAAGCCUGCUGCUCCACAUGACUAUUGACACCAAAGCUAACGACAUAAAGCAAGUUAAGUCCCAUAUCCAAAAUAAGUAUAUAGCUAUUACAGUAUAGUGCUAAUGCUACUUUACUGCGGUCCGGAAUCGAAGAUUGUCGUGUAACUUAGUGUAAUGAUCUGACCGUAGUGGACGACAGUAAUUCAUAAUUGGUUUGCUCGGUGUUAACAAUGACAAUUUCCCAAAAUUAUCUUUCUGACUGUUAAUGCACCUUGUAGUUUAGUAAACCGGCGAUUACGUUUCCACCUUAUCUGGUUUAAGAUGUAGAGAUUGUUGACACAGGGACGUUGACGUGAUGAUGACCUUCCAGUCUCUAACAGCUGAAGAGAAGAAACGGCUGGCGAGAAACCUCACUUCCUUUCUCUCCCAGUACAAACACAUCUCCGACUCCUACAUAAUUGAGUUUUUUACCGAGGGUUUGUGGGAUGCUUUGCCCUUUCUUUGGACUGAUGCCCUCCGCGACCUAGCAGGCCCCCAGAUAGCUGACCUAUUGCUGGACAGCACCUGCAAGGAUAGGAGAUAUCCUUCUGUCUGGCCUCUUUCCCUUCUGGCAUUCCGGGCUACAGCGCAUGCCUUGGCUUUCCCCAGAAGGACCUGUGACACUGCAGUACAGAAAGUAGGCACCCGGGGCCUGGAUGAGUUCCAGGAGAACCACAGCCAGAGCUCACUGCUGGGACACAACUUCCGGAAGCACGUCAAACCAAAGAAGCAGCAUGAGAUCAACAAACUUGGCCAGCUGGUGAAACAGCUCUGUGAUCUGACUGAGUGUAACAAUGUCGUGGAUGUGGGUUCAGGACAGGGCCAUUUGACACGUUUCCUGUCAUUUGGACUUGGCCUAUCAGUCACUGGAAUUGAGGCUGAUCCUGCCUUAGUUGCUAUGGCUUCCAAGUUUGAUGGACAACUACUGAGCACACUGCAAAAACAGAGUUUGAAAAAGAAUGUUGCACCUGAGCAAUUAAUUUCCCCAAGGCACUCACCCCAUCAUGUGCUUGGCUGGGUCAACCCCAAAGCAUCAUGGGAGGACUUUGUCCAGCUACUGAAGAAGGGAGGAUCUGAGUGCUGUGGUCCUACAUGUACAGCUUUUCCUAGAAAAAAGCGACCUCGGGAAUCAUCAUUAAAUCCAGAUGAGCGCCCUGACAGUGUGAUCCUGCCCAGCCAAGCUGACACUGACUGUUUGGUUUCAUCUCAGGCUAAGAGCAAUGGCAGCUGGUCUGACCCUGUACCUGGUGCCAACUCUGCAUCCUUACAAGGCCCUCUUGAAAUCACUUUUGAGCCAUCUCCUCCCGCCGCCUGCUACCCCAAACGUCAUUGUAAGUUUAAGACAGCAGAGGAACUGGGUCAUCUUGCCAGUAGAUCUCACACUUCGCCCUUCUCUAGCAGGACUUCAGAUACACCACCACAUGCAGACUGUGUGGGCAGAGCAGAGCGGGAGGAAGAAUCAAGGUUCAAUGAUCCAAGGUUCAUCUUGACAGGCCUUCAUGCCUGUGGAGACCUGAGUGCCACACUGCUCCGUCACUUCGCCAGCUGCCCCCACAUACUGGGCAUCACCUCAGUGGCCUGCUGCUACAUGAAGAUCACCACCCAUGACAACCCCACUCCUCCGGGAGUCCUGGCCCCCCCUUGUCCAGCGCACCAAGAGGAGCCCUCCCACUCAGUGUUCGGCUACCCAAUGAGCUCAUGGAUGCAGGGGUUGCCAGGACACCAGCUGUCCUAUAAGGCGAGGGAGGGAGCAUGUCACGCUAUGGAGGACUACCUCCAGAGGCUGAGAGAGGAGAGUCAGCUGCUGAGGAUACACUGCUACCGAGCCGCUCUGGAGACCGUGAUUCGGAGGGCUCAGCCAGACCUGCGCAGGGCGGGCAUCCAGACCAUCAAGAAGGCUCAUCUUCUGCCAUUUCAUGAAUAUGCCCGUCUGGGACUACCGCGAGUCGGACUGCCCGCUGAUCUCCCGCUGGACCAGGUUGAGUUGGAUGCCAUGUUGAAGCAGCAGGGGAGGGUGGUAGUGUACUUUAGCCUGGCGUUGCUGCUGGCACCUUUAAUCGAGACCUUGGUGCUGCUGGACAGAAUGCUUUUCCUGGAGGAAAACGGACUCCAGAGCCAGCUGGUUCCUCUCUUCGAUCCCACGUUUUCUCCUCGAAACCUGGUGCUGGUGGCAGUAAAGCCACGAGAGAGUAGCGCCUACACUACACACAGUGUGGAAAAGCAUGAACAGGACCAUCAGGUCUGCCAUCCACAAGUUGAAGAACGUAGGCAUUUGUUAAUUCAAGAAGAGAAGGUUCCAGAGGAGACCGCGAUGUAAAAGCAGUAGUACUCCCGUUCACCUCAGCCUUACUGCAGGGGUUAAUGGACUAUAUCGCAAUUUACAAGGUUACAUACUCCUACACAUAUCUAUUAUUUUAUGUUGUUGUUGUUACUUUUUAAACAAAAGUGCUUUUGUACUAGAUCCAGUUAGGUAACUUUGCUGUAGUGUUUUUCUAUUUGGCAUUUCUUCACCCUCCCUUCCAAUCAAUUUUUAGUUGCAGUACUAUCAGUGACCACUUGAUGGUGUAUGUUACCUCACUCCUGCUCCAUUUAUUUGUACUUGCAGCAUUUAUUGUCAUGGUUUGGCAUCAAGGUCAAACUUUUACUUAAAAAUAAAGAAUUUUUCCUUAAAAAUAAAUGAAAGUUAAAUUCAGCUAAUGCUGUCUGCAAGUCUAGUUUGAUCUGACUAGACUUGCUCAUACUGCUUUUUAUCCAUUGGUGUUGACUUUGACUUGCGAAUAAAGUCUGACCUUUAAUCUG
This is a messenger RNA of Conger conger (European conger), 2868 nucleotides long. RefSeq names its product methyltransferase like 25B (gene mettl25b). Bases 386 to 2386 code for a protein of 666 amino acids. Gene Ontology annotation, molecular function: rRNA (adenine-N6,N6-)-dimethyltransferase activity. Lineage: Eukaryota; Metazoa; Chordata; Actinopteri; Anguilliformes; Congridae. Gene Ontology annotation, biological process: rRNA modification. The record is from RefSeq and is a predicted model, not a curated record. The transcript has 8 exons.